Molecule: messenger RNA, 1067 nt
Organism: Arabidopsis arenosa
Lineage: Eukaryota; Viridiplantae; Streptophyta; Magnoliopsida; Brassicales; Brassicaceae
Source: the annotation of a GenBank genome assembly
AGAAACAAAAUAAUAAUACUUAGAUGUGAUAAUUAUGUUUAGCCUUUUUUGUCACUAUAGUAAUUACAAUUAGUUGAAUAAACAAAAAUUAAUGGGACAAUAAUGUCCUUUAUAAUUUUCCACAGUUUAAAAAGAAGUCUCAGAGGAGAACAAACCAAUAAAGGCCAAAAAACAGAGUUUCUCUCUGGAUCACAUCAUCUCUUUCUUUUUCUUCUUCUUCUUCCUCAUGGAUUCUUCAAGAACCCGAAAUGUAUCCAAACGAUCCGAUCCGGUACACUUUCCGGCGAAGUCAUCCAUUUCAUCACGGAGAUCUUUAUCUUCUUCUUCUUCCUUCUCAUCUUUCUCCUCAUGCUCCUCUAGCUCCCUAGUGUUUCCAGGCGACUCUCCUCUAAAUUCUCCGGCGACUCCUCUCCGUCUCCUUGGCGUCCCUUUCUCUUGGGAACAACUUCCCGGAAAACCUAAAGACUACUCUCAUAGACUCAACAACCGUCUAAACAAUGAAUCUUCAAUUAUAUUACCCCUUCCUCCUCACCGGAAUCUUUCCUUUCCGGCCACCGGAAAAAAACCUAAACCUAACAAUUCCAGUAAGAAGAACAACUUCCCCGUUACCGUAAGAGAUCCAUUCGCGGCUGCGUUGUUGGAAUGUUCCAAAGACGAAGGAACAAACAGUGACGACGACGAUGACGUUGACGGUGGUGAAGACGGAGAUCGGAGGUUUCGAGGAAAUUCCGGUGGUCCGAGCAAGGUGUUGUCAAAGAACAGCAUCGGAGAUAGGUUUGGGUUAGUGAAUCUCUACGGUUCUUGUCGGAGAACUUGUGCAGUUUCAGAGUCCAUUGUUUAUCUUCCAAGAUCAAGAAAAGCUGCUUCGUACGAUAAUCUUCUUCUUCCACGUCGUCGCCGUUGAUUUGUUCGUAUUUGGUGAUUUACUAUAUAUUUUUGUCUUUUUUUUGUUGUUGUUAAAUUCUGUAUAAUUUUCUCUGAAUGUGACAUAUCAUGGGUUUAUGAGUUUGUGUUUAUUUUUUCGUCUUUAGAUCGUAACACGAAUGUAAUAUAGUUCAGAGAUUUUA